AUCUACAGAGCCACGGAUCGCCACUGUCUCUGAGUCCGCUGUAAUGGAGCCAGGUAAACUGCAAUUAGCACACGUCCAGGUUAAGACUGCGUACUUCAAGGAUCAUCUGAUGGAUUAUUCCUAGACAUUUCCAACAGAACAUUCAGAUCUGAUCGCCUCCCAGACCCCAUUUCUUUGAUGUUGAAGACACAGACAAGAGGGCCAUGGAUGUAAAAGAAAGGAAGCCGUACCGAUCUUUGACCCGACGCCGUGAUGCCGAACGCCGCUACACCAGUUCCUCAGCGGAGAGCGAAGACAGCAAAAUACCUCAGAAGUCCUACAGCUCCAGUGAGACUCUGAAGGCCUAUGAUCAGGACUCUCGGCUGACGUACGGCAAUCGGGUUAAAGAAAUGGUACACCAGGAGGCGGAUGAGUACUGCCGAACAGGGGCCAACUUUUCUCUGAGAGAACUGGGCCUCGAAGACGUUACGCCUCCACACGGGACUUUAUACAGGACGGAUAUAGGGCUGCCCCACUGUGGCUACUCCAUGAGUGCCGGCUCGGACGCAGACACCGAAGCGGACGCCAUUAUGUCGCCGGAGCAUCCGGUGAGACUCUGGGGACGCAACACCAAAUCGGGACGCAGCUCUUGCUUGUCGAGCCGAGCCAACUCGAACCUCACCCUCACCGAUACCGAACACGAAAACACCGAAACCGGUCCACCUUUGCCAUGCUCAUCCGCCUCCUCCACCCCUGUUGAGCAGUCCCCCUCCCCUCCCCCUUCCCCACCGCCGGCCAAUGAGAGCCAGAGACGGUUGCUAGGCAACGGCGCUGCCCAGCCAGGCCAAGACUCGGACUCUGACGAAGAGUUUGUCCCCAAUUCAUUCUUAGUUAAACGUGGCUCGGGGACGCUUUCUCUCCCUUCUAAUGAUCAUCCGCCGAAUCUUCAGAACCACUCGCGACUCCGAACUCCCCCUCCUCCCCUCUCGCACGCCCACACGCCGAACCAGCAUCACGCGGCCUCCAUCAACUCCUUAAAUCGAGGGAACUUCACUCCACGCAGCAAUCCCAGCCCGGCCCCCACGGACCACUCCCUUUCCGGAGAGCAGCCGGCCGGUACGCAAGAGUCCACGCACGCUCAGGACAACUGGUUACUCAACAGUAACAUCCCCCUUGAGACGAGAAACAUAGCAAAGCAGACAUUCCUAGAGACAUUGCAGGACAACCUCAUUGAGAUGGACAUUCUUACUUCCUCCCGACAUGAUGGUGCUUACAAUGAUGGGCACUUUCUGUUCAAGCCGGGUGGGACCUCUCCCCUCUUUUGUACAACGUCGCAGGGUUACCCCUUGACAUCCAGCACUGUUUACUCACCUCCUCCUAGGCCCCUUCCCAGAAGCACCUUCUCUAGGCCAGCCUUUAACCUGAAGAAGCCCUACAAGUACUGCACCUGGAAAUGUGCUGCCUUGAGUGCCAUUAUCAUCUCUGUUGCGCUGGUGAUACUGCUGGCGUAUUUUAUCGCCAUGCACCUGUUUGGCCUAAACUGGCACCUGCAGCCGAUGGAAGGGCAGAUGUUUGAGAUCACGGAAGACACGGCCAGCAGUUGGCCAGUGCCAACGGACGUCUCCUUAUAUUCCUCAGGGGGCACGGGGUUAGAAUUACCAGACAGGAAAGGCAAAGGAGCCGGCGAAGGGAAGUCCAGUAGUUUCUUUCCAGAAGACAGCUUUAUAGACACCGGAGAGAUCGACGUUGGCAGGCGAGCCACUCAGAAGAUCCCUCCUGGCAUGUUCUGGCGAUCUCAGGUGUUCAUUGACCACCCAGUGCAUCUGAAGUUCAACGUUUCGUUAGGGAAGUCUGCUCUGGUCGGGAUCUAUGGCAGAAAAGGCCUUCCUCCUUCGCACACUCAGUUUGACUUUGUGGAAUUACUCGAUGGGAGGCGACUGCUUACUCAGGAGGCCAGGAGCCUGGAAGGCCCUCAGCGGCAACAAAAGGGCUUCGUGCCAUUGGCCAGUCAUGAGACGGGAUUUAUUCAGUAUUUGGACUCAGGAAUGUGGCACCUGGCCUUCUACAAUGAUGGGAAAGAGUCUGAGGUGGUCUCAUUUCUCACCACAGCCAUUGAAUCGGUGGAUAACUGCCCCAGCAACUGCUACGGGAACGGAGACUGUGUUUCGGGCACCUGCCAUUGUUUUCUGGGCUUCCUGGGCCCCGACUGUGGCCGAGCGUCUUGCCCAGUAUUAUGCAGCGGAAACGGGCAGUACAUGAAAGGCCGGUGCUUAUGCCACAGCGGAUGGAAGGGGGCCGAGUGCGAUGUCCCAACCAACCAAUGCAUUGACAUCUCUUGCAACAACCACGGCACGUGCAUCAUGGGGACCUGCAUCUGCAAUCCAGGGUACAAGGGAGAGAGCUGCGAGGAAGUGGACUGCAUGGACCCCACUUGCUCAGGACGCGGCGUGUGUGUCAGAGGGGAAUGCCAUUGCUCCGUUGGCUGGGGAGGAACCAACUGUGAAACACCGAGAGCGACCUGUCUGGACCAGUGUUCGGGCCACGGCACCUUUCUACCCGAAACCGGCCUGUGCAGUUGCGAUCCAAGCUGGACUGGACACGACUGUUCGAUUGAGAUUUGCGCUGCGGACUGUGGCGGGCACGGUGUCUGUGUCGGGGGCGCCUGCCGCUGCGAGGAGGGGUGGAUGGGAGCGGCCUGCGACCAGCGAGCGUGUCACCCCCGCUGCAACGAACACGGGACGUGCCGGGACGGCAAGUGCGAAUGCAGCCCGGGCUGGAACGGAGAGCACUGCACCAUCGAGGGAUGUCCCGGCUUGUGUAACGGCAAUGGCAGGUGCACCCUGGAUGUCAACGGGUGGCAUUGCGUCUGCCAGCUGGGCUGGAGAGGAGCGGGCUGUGACACUUCCAUGGAGACAGCGUGUGGCGAUGGGAAAGACAACGAUGGAGAUGGCCUAGUGGAUUGCAUGGACCCCGACUGCUGCCUCCAGCCCUUGUGCCAGUCCAGUUCCCUCUGCCUGGGCUCCCCAGAUCCCCUGGAUAUCAUCCAAGAGACUCAGCCCCCUGUCUCCCAGCAGAACCUUCACUCGUUCUACGAUCGCGUCAAGUUCCUUGUGGGCAAGGAAAGCACGCACGUCAUUCCUGGAGAGAACCCUUUCAGCGAAGGCCACCCUUGUGUGAUUCGUGGACAGGUGAUGACAUCCGACGGGACCCCGCUUGUCGGCGUGAACAUCAGUUUUGCUAACAACCCCCUUUAUGGCUACACGAUCAGCAGACAAGACGGCAGCUUUGACCUUGUCACUAAUGGCGGGAUCUCCAUCAUCCUCCAUUUUGAACGGGCUCCCUUCAUCACCCAAGAACACACCCUCUGGCUGCCGUGGGAUCGCUUCUUUGUCAUGGAAACUAUCGUCAUGAGGCAUGAAGAAAACGACAUCCCGAGUUGUGACCUCAGCAACUUUGCCCGGCCCAAUCCUGUGGUCUCGCCGUCACCCCUGACUGCAUUUGCCAGCUCCUGUUCCGAGAGAGGCCCCAUCGUUCCAGAGAUCCAGGCUUUACAAGAAGAGAUUAAAAUUUCAGGCAGUAAAAUAAAGCUGAGCUACCUGAGUAGCCGUACGUCCGGCUACAAAUCGGUCCUGAGGAUCAGCUUGACCCAUCCGACCAUACCGUUCAACCUGAUGAAAGUCCACCUCAUGGUAGCGGUUGAGGGACGCCUCUUCCGGAAGUGGUUUGCCGCCGGUCCGGACCUGUCGUAUUACUUCAUAUGGGACAAGACAGACGUCUACAACCAGAAGGUGUACGGGCUGUCGGAAGCCUUUGUCUCAGUGGGGUUCGAAUACGAAUCGUGUCCGGACUUGAUUCUUUGGGAGAAGAGGACGGCGGUGCUUCAGGGCUACGAAAUCGACGCGUCCAAACUCGGAGGCUGGUCUCUGGACAAGCAUCACGCCCUCAACAUCCAGAGUGGGAUCUUGCAUAAGGGCAACGGGGAAAACCAGUUCGUCUCCCAGCAGCCUCCUGUCAUAGGAAGCAUCAUGGGGAACGGGCGCCGGCGGAGCAUCUCCUGCCCGAGCUGCAACGGCCUCGCUGAUGGGAACAAGCUCCUGGCCCCCGUCGCCUUGACCUGUGGCUCCAACGGGAGCCUCUAUGUCGGAGACUUCAACUACAUCCGAAGAAUCUUCCCCUCCGGAAACGUCAUCAACAUCCUGGAGUUAAGAAAUAAAGAUUUCAGACAUAGCCACAGCCCCGCUCACAAGUAUUACCUGACCACGGACCCCAUUUCCGGUUCCAUCUACCUCUCUGACACCAACAGCCGCCGAGUCUUCAAAAUCAAAUCCACCACCGUUGUGAAGGACGUGGUGAAGAACUCGGAGGUGGUGGCCGGAACGGGAGACCAGUGCCUUCCCUUCGACGACACCCGUUGCGGAGACGGCGGGAAAGCGACCGAGGCGACGCUCACAAAUCCCAGGGGCAUCACUGUGGACAAAUUUGGGUUCAUUUAUUUUGUGGACGGCACCAUGAUCCGGCGCAUCGACCAGAAUGGGAUUAUCUCGACCGUGCUCGGUUCCAAUGACCUGACAUCGGCCAGGCCUCUAAGCUGUGACUCAGUCAUGGAUAUCUCGCAGGUCCGUCUAGAGUGGCCUACCGACCUGGCGGUCAACCCAAUGGACAAUUCCCUGUACGUCCUCGACAACAAUGUCGUCUUGCAAAUCUCAGAAAACCACCAAGUGCGCAUUGUGGCAGGAAGGCCGAUGCACUGCCAGGUCCCUGGUAUCGAUCACUUCCUCCUCAGCAAGGUGGCUAUUCACGCAACCUUGGAAUCCGCCACGGCCCUGGCCGUCUCCCACAACGGUGUCCUGUACAUCGCGGAGACCGACGAGAAGAAGAUUAACCGUAUCAGGCAGGUCACCACCAAUGGGGAGAUCUCGCUGGUGGCUGGCGCUCCAAGUGGCUGCGACUGCAAGAACGAUGCCAACUGCGAUUGCUUUUCCGGGGAUGACGGAUAUGCCAAGGAUGCCAAACUCAACGCUCCAUCAUCCCUUGCUGUGUGUGCAGAUGGCGAAUUGUAUGUGGCUGAUCUUGGGAACAUCCGGAUCCGCUUCAUCCGGAAGAACAAGCCGUUCCUCAACACGCAGAACUUAUAUGAGCUGUCCUCUCCCAUCGAUCAGGAACUCUACUUGUUUGACACCAGUGGCAAGCACCUGUUCACUCAGAGCCUCACUACCGGGGACUACCUUUAUAACUUCACCUACACAGGAGAUGGGGACAUAACCUUGAUUACCGACAACAACGGAAACUUGGUCAACAUCCGGAGAGAUUCGACAGGGAUGCCGCUUUUGCUAGUAGUGCCAGAUGGCCAAGUCUACUGGCUGACCAUGGGUACCAACAGCGCCCUUAAGAGCGUGACGGCCCAGGGGAACGAAGUGGCCAUGAUGACCUAUCACGGCAACUCUGGCCUCCUGGCUACGAAGAGCAAUGAAAAUGGGUGGACGACGUUUUACGAGUACGACAGUUUCGGGCGUCUCACCAACAUCACUUUCCCUACCGGCCAGGUCAGCAGCUUCCGGAGCGACACCGACAGCUCCGUCCACGUUCAAGUGGAGACGUCCAGCAAAGAUGAUGUCACCAUCACGACCAACCUGUCGGCCUCGGGUGCCUUCUAUACCUUGCUGCAAGAUCAAGUGCGGAACAGCUACUACAUUGGUGCCGAUGGCUCUCUCCGACUCAUUCUGGCCAACGGCAUGGAGGUGGCCCUGCAGACCGAACCUCACCUGCUGGCCGGCACGGUGAACCCCACUGUGGGGAAGAGGAACGUGACCCUCCCCAUUGACAAUGGCCUCAACCUGGUCGAGUGGAGACAACGCAAAGAGCAAGCACGAGGCCAGAUCACGGUCUUUGGACGCAGACUGCGGGUUCAUAACAGAAAUUUGCUGUCCCUCGACUUUGACCGGGUGACAAGAACAGAGAAGAUCUAUGAUGAUCAUCGCAAGUUCACCCUGCGGAUCCUGUACGACCAGGCCGGCCGGCCCAGCCUUUGGUCUCCCAGCAGCAGGCUGAAUGGAGUGAACGUUACCUACUCCUCGGGGGGACACAUUGCUGGGAUCCAGCGGGGGACCAUGUCAGAAAGGAUGGACUAUGACCCGUCGGGCCGGAUUACAUCCAGAAUCUUCGCUGAUGGGAAAUCUUGGAGCUACACUUAUUUAGAAAAGUCUAUGGUGCUGCUCCUUCACAGUCAACGGCAGUACAUUUUCGAGUUUGAUAAGAAUGAUCGUUUGUCAUCCGUGACCAUGCCCAACGUAGCCCGGCAGACCUUAGAAACUAUCCGUUCCAUUGGUUACUAUAGGAAUAUCUACAGGCCCCCAGAGGGCAAUGCUUCCGUCGUUCAGGAUUUCAAUGAGGAAAAGCAGCUCCUUCACACUUGUCAUUUGGGGACGGGGAGGCGGGUCAUCUACAAAUACGGAAAGCUUUCCAAGCUGGCCGAGAUGCUCUACGACACGACUAAAAUCAGCUUCAGCUACGAUGAAACAGCUGGGAUGCUGAAGACCAUAAACUUGCAAAACGAAGGGUUCACCUGCACCAUCAGAUAUAGACAGAUUGGACCGCUCAUCGACCGGCAGAUCUUUCGUUUCACAGAAGAAGGCAUGGUGAAUGCCCGCUUUGACUACAAUUAUGACAACAGCUUCCGGGUGACCAGCAUGCAAGCGGUGAUCAAUGAGACGCCCCUACCCAUCGACCUUUACCGAUACGAUGACGUUUCGGGUAAAACAGAACAGUUCGGCAAGUUCGGGGUGAUAUACUACGACAUCAACCAAAUCAUCACCACAGCUGUCAUGACUCACACAAAGCAUUUUGACGCCUAUGGUAGGAUGAAAGAAGUGCAGUAUGAGAUAUUCAGGUCCCUCAUGUAUUGGAUGACCGUUCAGUAUGACAACAUGGGUAGAGUAGUGAAGAAGGAAUUGAAGGUUGGCCCGUACGCAAACACAACGAGGUAUUCAUACGAGUAUGACGCCGAUGGGCAGCUCCAGACUGUGUCAAUCAAUGAGAAGCCACUCUGGCGGUACAGUUAUGACCUCAAUGGAAACCUCCACUUGCUGAGUCCUGGCAACAGCGCCCGCCUCACACCACUGAGGUAUGAUCUCAGGGACAGGAUUACAAGACUGGGGGACGUGCAGUACAAGAUGGAUGAAGACGGCUUCCUGAGGCAAAGGGGGAAUGAUGUUUUUGAGUACAACUCAGCAGGGCUGCUCAUCAAGGCAUACAACAAAGCCAGCGGGUGGUCUGUGAAGUAUCGCUACGAUGGGCUCGGAAGAAGGGUCUCCAGCAAAACCGCCCAUGGCCAUCACUUGCAGUUCUUUUAUGCAGACCUCACCAACCCCACCAAAGUCACCCAUCUCUACAAUCACUCAAGUUCAGAGAUAACCUCCCUCUAUUAUGACCUCCAGGGCCACCUGUUUGCUAUGGAGCUUAGCAGUGGAGACGAGUUUUACAUCGCCUGCGAUAACACUGGGACCCCUUUGGCAGUCUUCAGCGGGACAGGCUUAAUGAUCAAGCAGAUAUUGUACACAGCUUACGGGGAGAUCUAUAUGGACACCAACCCAAACUUUCAGAUCAUCAUUGGUUACCAAGGAGGCCUGUACGACCCCCUUACCAAACUCAUACAUAUGGGGAAGAGAGACUAUGACGUGCUAGCUGGUCGGUGGACAAGCCCGGACCAUGAAAUUUGGAAACGUCUGAGCAGCAGCAACAUAAUGCCUUUCAAUCUUUACAUGUUCAAAAAUAACAACCCUAUUAGUAACUCUCAGGAUAUCAAGUGCUACAUGACAGAUGUCAACAGUUGGCUGCUUACCUUUGGGUUUCAACUACACAACGUCAUCCCCGGAUACCCUAAGCCUGACGUGGAGGCUAUGGAGCCGUCUUACGAGCUUACCCACACACAGCUGAAAACCCAAGAAUGGGACAAUAGCAAGUCGAUCUUGGGAGUUCAGUGCGAAGUACAGAAACAGCUGAAGGCUUUCGUCACCCUUGAGCGCUUCGAAGAGAUCUACAGCUCUAGUAUCGCCGGGUGCCACGAGACCAAGGAGAACAAUAACUUCGCUUCAGGGGGCUCCGUCAUUGGCAAGGGGGUCAAGUUUGCCAUGAAGGAUGGGCGGGUGGCCACCGACAUCAUCAGCACGGCUAACGAGGACGGGCGGAGGAUCGCAGCCAUACUGAACAACGCUCACUACCUGGAGAACUUGCACUUCACCAUCGAGGGCACGGACACGCACUAUUUUGUCAAGCAAGGGCCGUCGGACAGCGACCUGUCCAUUCUGGGCCUCACCGGCGGGCGGAGAACCUUGGAGAACGGCGUCAACGUCACCGUCUCCCAAAUCAAUACAGUUCUUAAUGGAAGGACUAGACGUUACACAGACAUCCAGCUCCAGUAUGGGGCACUGUGUCUGAACACCCGUUACGGGACCACCUUGGAUGAGGAGAAGACCCGCGUGCUAGAGCUGGCCCGACAACGUGCCGUUGCCCAAGCCUGGGCACGGGAGCAGCAGAGACUGCGGGACGGGGAGGAGGGCACCCGCUCCUGGACAGAAGGGGAGAAGCAGCAGCUGCUAAACACGGGGCGGGUUCAGGGCUACGACGGCUAUUUCGUCAUCUCCGUGGAGCAGUACCCCGAACUUUCAGACAGCGUGAACAACAUCCACUUCAUGAGACAGAGCGAGAUGGGCAGAAGGUGACAGAGAGGGUCGACGCGUUGACUUCUUGCCAAAGACAGCUACUCUUUUGUGGCCGCGUACCAGACUGUGUUGUACUCAAUCCUUUUUU
Messenger RNA from Euleptes europaea (tarantolino), 8784 nucleotides. RefSeq names its product teneurin transmembrane protein 4 (gene TENM4). The record is from RefSeq and is a predicted model, not a curated record. NCBI's taxonomy places the organism in Eukaryota, Metazoa, Chordata, Lepidosauria, Squamata, Sphaerodactylidae. Gene Ontology annotation, biological process: neuron development; signal transduction; heterophilic cell-cell adhesion. The transcript is spliced from 32 exons. Gene Ontology annotation, molecular function: protein homodimerization activity; cell adhesion molecule binding; protein heterodimerization activity. Gene Ontology annotation, cellular component: neuron projection; membrane. The coding region runs from base 204 to 8696 and encodes 2830 amino acids.